CACAGAGAGACAGACAGAGACACAGAGAGAGAGAGACACAGAGACACGUAACACUUCGCGAGUUUUAACUUAAAUCAUUGGUAAAAAACAAAGCAAAUAAAAGAAACAGAGACGGUAAUCAGGAAACGUCGGAGUUUCGGAGAGGAACGGGAUCGGGGAGACAGCGACCGGGAGGCGGGUUCGAGGCCGAACGGCGGCAGUGAGGGGGCAAACCGAGCAGCUGUUCCUGCGCCAGGAUGGACCGUGGUAACGUUCGUGUGAUAGAGAAUGACUAUCCAGAUUUGGUUGUGGAUAUUGGUGAAGCUGUUCUUGGGGAGAAACAAAGAAAGAAGAUGAAAAACAACAGAGAGCUUGAGAAGCAAAAUAUCAUUAAAGCAGCUUGUGGUCUAAUAAAUUCUGGUGGUGGAAUAAUUACUCUGAGAGUGAGGAACGAAAUGUACAAAUAUGAGAAUGAUGGAACUGGGCUAGAUAUAACUGAAGGUCUACACAAUCUAGUGAAACCAGAAAAUCUGUCAGAGUUCUUUGAAUUUCUGCAACAAGAUAAAUCAUUGUUGAUUUUUGUAAAAUCUUGGACCGGUAGAACUGAUCAAAAUGGGAAGUUGCCACGCCUUUGUACUAUAAAGUGUAAUGUGUAUCAGCGGGAACAGGCUAGAAAUUUACACUUAAGUACCAUGGAGGUAGAUCAUUUUCUUAACAAAAGAAAGAAAUUUGUUCAGUCACUUACCAAAAUUUGCAUUUCUUCUGAGUUGGACACAGGACCAACAGCAAAAAGAUCACGCCAGGGCCCUGAGGUUAGGGGUAAUGAUGUUGCAAUUAUGGAAUUAGCUAAAGUUGUCUUUGAAAAAGCAAAGUCGAAAUGCCCGUUUAAAAGUGGUGUAAAGUUGAGCGUUGCAGAAUCUAAACAUGUUGAAUAUAAAGAGUUUUCUUCUUCUCUUAAUUUGACGAAAAUGAAAGAGAAAUUGUACGAAUGCAUCUCUGCAUUUGCAAACGCAGAAGGUGGGUUUUUAUUUUUUGGUGUGGAUGAUGAAUCCAAAGUUGUUGGUUGUGCAAAUGAUUUUCCAAACUGUGAUGCUGUUCACGAAAAGAUUGCAGAGAUGUUAGAACAUUCCCUUAUAAGUUACCCUUCAGAGGAAAAUUAUGUAGAAUUUCAUGUGGCUGAAGUUUUGGAAGAACUAAAAUGCAUCGGCUAUUUAAUAGCUUUUCGUGUGAAGCCAUGCUAUGUUACGUUUGCUCACAAACCUGAAUGUUGGAAGAUAGAAGAUAAAGAAAUUAAGAGCCUGGAACCCAACGAAUGGCUUGAGAUGAUGACAGCUACGGAUCCUGAUAUUGAAAAACUUGCUCUGAACAUUGAGAAUGCAUUACGUAUUACUGAGGCUCCCCCAUCGUGCAAGGCCGUGUGCUCAAUCGGAGAAGCUGGACGUUUGGAUAAAUUGCAAAAUAAGCUCUUUAAAGUUAACCGUGAUGAGCUGAAACACAUGCCGGAUGACUUAUAUCAAGAUCUGUCACAGGAAUAUCCAGGCCUGAGAAAUGUGGUACCAGAAAUGAAACCUUCAGGAAGUGUUGGACUUCUGAUUUUCUCAAGAAGCUGGGCUGUUGACAUUGACCUCCCAAAGAGCCCAGAUAUAAUUUGUGAUGCACUGUUAAUUGCUACAAAUAACACUCCAGUACUGUACACAGUCGCCAAACAGAAAAACAAUGAAGUGCUCCAACAUUCAAAGAAAACUGCAUUUAAUCUCAAGCAAAAAAUUGUGAACGUGGGAGGCUAUGCAGGAAAACUCUGUGUGAUUCCAAAGAUCCUUCAGUAUCCUUCAGAGGAAAACUCUGACACAUCGGUUGAAGAAACAGAAGAUGAAAGCAUUCAGUAUCCACAUAGCUACCUCUUAGGACACAGUACCACUGUUCAAGACGUGCUGAAAGCGCUCACCAUUGUUUUGCUGAAUUUUAGAAGUUUCCUGAGUUACGACCUCAGCUGUGAAUUUCUCAGUCUUCUAACAAUAGAACAGUUCAAUAUUCUUCAUUCACGAUUCAAUAUUGAGAAAUGCAAAAAACUCUUCAUCCAUGGUCUUCCUGGAACCGGCAAAACCAUCAUUGCCAUGCAGCUCAUUGAAAGAAUCCGCAACACCUUCAAUUGUGAGAGUCAUGAGAUCCUCUACAUUUGUGAAAACCAGCCACUGCGGAAUUUUAUACAGCAAAGAGAUCUUUGCACAUGUGUGACGAGGACUACAUUCAUAAAGGAGGAUCCGUUCAACAAAGUCAAACACAUUAUCGCCGACGAAGCUCAGAAUUUCCGCGCUGAAUCUCCCAACUGGUAUGAUAAAGCUGAGGGUAUCAGGAAGAAUCCACAUACACACCCCAAUGGACCAGGAGUCUUCUGGAUUUUCAUGGACUAUUUCCAAACUUCCCACACAUCUGAAACUGGGCUGCCUAAUAUUAAUGAGCAGGAUCCAGAAACUGAACUGACUGUAAUCGUACGGAAUGCUAAAAGAAUACACAAGUUUGCCCGUAAGGCCAUGGAACAGAUAAUUGAGAUACAGUUUGGUCAAUCAGAUAGACAACACGCUGUGCAUCUAAGAAAUCUGCUUGAUGCAAGUGCUUGUGUGCACUCAUUUCCAGGCAUGUUGUACAUUGAGGAAUGUGAGACCCGACAUGCGAUUGUACAAUACAUAGCAACUAAGAUAAAGGAUUAUCUUAAGAAUGGCUAUGCAAAGAAACAGAUUGCUAUUUUAUGUAGCACCAAGGCAGAUUCUGAAUUUUACAAGCCUCAGUUGGAAAAGCAGCUCAGGAAAAUCAGACCAAUUGUGUCCUUAGGAACAGCAGAUGGAGCACCUUGUGAUUGGAUUGUUUUAGACAGUAUACGGCGAUUUUCAGGUCUAGAGAGGAGUAUUAUAUUUGGCAUCAACCCAAAAGCUCAUGCUUCUCAACAUGAAAUAGAACCUAAUCUUAUGGUGUGCCUGGCAUCACGAGCUAUGGCCCAGCUCCACCUGUGUAUAUUCUAGAGCUGAGUUGAAGAUUGAGGGUUCAAAUCCCAAUGUCGGGUCUCCGAACCCAUAUUCAGUCUAGGCUGGCACUCCAAUGCAGUGAGUGUUAGGGGUGUAAUAGUGUCACUAUAACAAGCUGUUUUAAUUAAUUACAGCAUCUGUAAUAAUCAAUGGGAUUUAGUGAUUGGGAAAUUAAUCAGGGUUAAUGGGUUUAAGAAGUUAUUAUAGAUAGCAUGAUCAACAAAGUCUAGCAUUUUAAUUGAGGGACCGUUGAUCACUCAGAUAUUUUGUGCUUUUGAUUACGGAACAGUGAGGCAGAUGAGAGGUCCCAGCACCUGUGUCAUGAUUUCCCUUUAAGGAACCACUGAUUUGGACCUCAGCUGACAGUUUAAUGUCUGCAAUUGGUUGUGUGAACAGUUGGUUUGAUUAUAUUUUCCAUCAAUUUUGUUUAGUUUUUGUUCCAGCGCAUUGGGACGUCCUCCCAACGUGAAAGGCGCUAUACAAAUGUAAUCUUGUUGUUGUUGUAGUUGGUCAGAGGAUCAUGACAUCUUAGCUAUCACUUGUACCUGAAUCUUUGUUUCUUUUCUCUGGUAAUCAAGGAUCUCUCAAGAAUCUUCUUGGAAAUUGGUUUUGCACGUGGGGAUUAUCUAUAUGGCAUAGUCUACUCUCAUUGUAAUCAUGUAGAUACUAGAUGGCUGUUAGCAAACAAAUAUCGGCUUUUUAAUCCAAUUGGGACACAUUACAGUUAUUUCAUCAAUGGGUUUUCACUGUUAUUGCAACUUUUUUAAAAAAAACUGGUGACAUCUUAUAACUUCAUUAAUGAAUUCUAGAUAAUGUUUCCGAAAGGCAAAUAAAGAUUGGUUUGUAACCACCAA
This is a messenger RNA of Callorhinchus milii (elephant shark), 3853 nucleotides long. RefSeq names its product schlafen family member 9. The record is from RefSeq and is a predicted model, not a curated record. The transcript has 5 exons. Bases 237 to 2996 code for a protein of 919 amino acids. NCBI's taxonomy places the organism in Eukaryota, Metazoa, Chordata, Chondrichthyes, Chimaeriformes, Callorhinchidae.